CUCCUCCUCUUACUUCUUUUUCUCCUUCUACUUCUCCUCUUCUUUCUUCUCCUCUUUUUCUUCUUCCUCCUCCUCCCUCUCCUCCCCCAUUCCCCCUGCCCCAUUGAUGUGUUAUUAUUGGGGGGGCUGGAGCAGUAAAAAAAGAAGGAGGAAAAAAAGAGCGGGGCUCGGCAGGGAGAGCUUGAGCGCGAAGCUGACCGGCGGCGGCAGCGGCCGCGAUGGAAGAACUUACGGCGUUCGUCUCCAAGUCUUUUGACCAGAAAGUGAAGGAGAAGAAGGAGGCCAUCACGUACCGGGAGGUGCUGGAGAGCGGGCCGCUGCGCGGGGCCAAAGAGCCCGGCUGCGUCGAGCCGGGCCGCGACGACCGCAGCAGCCCGGCAGUCCGGGCGGCCGGCGGAGGCGGCGGCGCGGGAGGAGGCGGAGGCGGAGGCGGAGGAGGCGGAGGAGGUGCUGGAGGAGGAGGAGCAGGCGGAGGAGCUGGAGGAGGGCGCUCUCCCGUCCGGGAGCUGGACAUGGGAGCCGCGGAGCGGAGCAGGGAGCCCGGCAGCCCGCGGCUGACGGAGGUGUCCCCUGAACUGAAGGAUCGCAAAGAGGAUGCAAAAGGGAUGGAGGACGAAGGCCAGACCAAAAUCAAGCAGAGGCGAAGUCGGACCAAUUUUACCCUGGAACAACUCAACGAGCUGGAGAGGCUUUUCGAUGAGACCCACUAUCCAGACGCUUUCAUGCGCGAGGAACUGAGCCAGCGACUGGGGCUAUCUGAGGCCCGAGUACAGGUUUGGUUUCAAAAUCGAAGAGCUAAGUGUAGAAAACAGGAAAAUCAACUUCAUAAAGGUGUCCUUAUAGGGGCUGCUAGCCAGUUUGAAGCUUGUAGAGUUGCACCCUAUGUCAACGUAGGUGCUUUAAGGAUGCCAUUUCAGCAGGAUAGUCAUUGCAACGUGACGCCCUUGUCCUUUCAGGUUCAGGCGCAGCUGCAGCUGGACAGCGCCGUGGCGCACGCGCACCACCACCUGCAUCCGCACCUGGCCGCGCACGCGCCUUACAUGAUGUUCCCGGCACCGCCUUUCGGACUGCCGCUGGCCACGCUGGCCGCGGACUCGGCCUCCGCCGCCUCGGUGGUGGCUGCCGCCGCCGCCGCCAAGACCACCAGCAAGAACUCCAGCAUCGCGGAUCUCAGACUGAAAGCUAAAAAGCACGCGGCCGCCCUGGGUCUGUGACGCCGGCGCCAGCGCCACGGUCGGUGGAGCCUCCUAAGCGGCGCGACCCCGCACGCCCUCCGCGACCGGCUGCUUCUCCCGCACCCGCUUCGGACCGCCUAGGCCUGUCCCUUCCCCGCUGACUGCCGCCUUUUCUUUCUGCACCCUGGAUCCCCAGGGCGGGACUCUGCGCUGGACCCGGGAUCCCACGAGGGCCACCAGCCCAGGGGCUCCAGCCCACCCACCCGCCCUUGGGACUAAAAUUCGGCUUUGUAGGAGCGGGUUUUGGGGAAGUCUGGAUAGAGACUGGACAAAGGAGUGUGGCAACGGUGAGAAGUGGAUAGCGCCACAGCUGCGGCGAUGGACUCGUUCGUUCAUAGGAAUAAAAUCUUGCUAACAACAAAUGAGCAAAAACAAAAAGAGUAGAGAACACACUAGAAAGAAAACGAGAAGGGGAGCUUGUUUCUUAUUGCUAUUUGGCUGGAAUUAGAGCGAGAACGGCGAAGCAAAAAAACAAUUCUUAAAAUUAUUUUGUACAUAAAAAUACGGAAAAAUAACCUGGAUGAAUCUUGAGAGAAAGGGGGGGAGGGAUUUACCAACUAAAUGUAUGUUUUUUUUUUUUUAAAUGGUCCAAGAAAACAAAACAGAAGGAAGAGGUAUACUUAUUUAAAGAAUUAAGAUGGAAAAAAAAAGCGCAGCUGGGAAGUUCACAGGGUUUGAAGCUGACCUUUUUCUGCGAAGUUCACUUUAAUAGGAGACAUUUGAUAAGAGAGGCGGGCCUCCUUUUACGUUGAAUCUGAUGCUUUGAGUUUUAAAACACCAUGUAUGGAAGAGCAAGAAGAGGGAAGACAGUGUGAAAACGAGGAGGGAAAAAAAGGACGUUCGUACAAAAAAAAAAAAAAAAAAAAAAAAAAAAAAAAAAAAAAAAAAAAAAAAAAAAAAAAAAAAAAAAAAAAGUGAUACCACAGACAAUGAUUCCUCUGAGAAAUUCUUAACGGCAGAGCUGUCCAGACUGCUGACAGUAAAUUCUGGUUUGCAUGUUACUUGUAUUCCAUUGAUGGUGUCUCUUCCCCUCCCACUCUCACGUGCACUCACUACACUUUCAUUCUCAGUAUGAAAAGCGUCUGGAAAUUGAUGUGAAUCCAUAUAUAAUUUGUCUGGCCUUUGAUCCCAAGGGGCAAAGGAAAAAAAAAUGUCAUAAGGGAGUAAAAUACACUCUGAGUCUUCCAAGAAGAUGGAGGCCGUUAGGAAAUAUGGGCAAAGAAAAGAGAAGAGCAAAUGAAGUCAAGAAGCCAGGCAUCGUGACAGGCGCUUAUCUGUUCACUCCCUUUUUUGUGAAUUCCCUCUUGCUAGUUUAAGUCCUAUUUGAGGACAAUGCUUUAUUCCCACCCCCCUCUCUAUCCUGUCAAACUCACCUUAAACAACACCCAGCUAGGUACAGACACUAGGUUUGUGUAUAUAAUAUGUUGAUAAACACGAACAAAGUUUAUUUUGGCUAUAAUGUGUGAACUAAUGGUUGACUUUCAACAUUUGCAUUUUAUCUCACAAAGGUGUAUCUAUUCAAGUACUCUUUGUUUUUGUUUCAAUCCAUGUAGCUAUUUAAACAGGGAUACCUUGGGCUAAGCAACCUGUAGCCCCAAUUCUCUAGCAAGCCUCUUUAGGACCCCCCUUUAAUUUACAUGAAAGAGGAAAAGCUCUUCUUACUGAACUUUGGUAUGCGUUUGAGCUUUGUAACUAUUUGUUCUCCAUGAAAACAAAAUUAUUUAUAUUUGCCAUAUUUUUUCUAGUGUAUUAAGUUAUUUUAAACAAAAGAAGAUGCUGUUAUGACGUGUUGUCAGUACAAAAUGUUUCCGCUCCACUUCUGUUAAACCUUUUAAAUAAGUGCCAAGUUAUUAACCCAAGACACUUUGCGAUCAAUUGAAUGAAAAUAGUAUUGUUUCAUUUGAUGGGGUGCGCGUCAUCUUUGUUCUUAUUACUAUUAAAAUAUCCGGGAUACUUUUUCCUUCU
Mastomys coucha (southern multimammate mouse) is the source of this 3200-nucleotide messenger RNA. RefSeq names its product short stature homeobox 2 (gene Shox2). Gene Ontology annotation, cellular component: nucleus. The transcript is spliced from 5 exons. Lineage: Eukaryota; Metazoa; Chordata; Mammalia; Rodentia; Muridae. Gene Ontology annotation, biological process: regulation of transcription by RNA polymerase II. Gene Ontology annotation, molecular function: sequence-specific double-stranded DNA binding; DNA-binding transcription factor activity, RNA polymerase II-specific. The coding region runs from base 219 to 1214 and encodes 331 amino acids. The record is from RefSeq and is a predicted model, not a curated record.